AUGACUUUCGAUACUACUAAAGCAACUUCUUAUUUAAGUGAAUAUAAAUCCAAAGAUGGUUUAGAUAUUAAAACCUUGAUUGAUUCAUCAAAUUUUGGUGGUUUAACUUAUAAUGAUUUCUUAAUCUUACCAGGAUUAAUUGAUUUCCCAUCAACUGCUGUUUCAUUAGAAACUAAAUUAACUAAAAAAAUCACCUUAAAAUCACCAUUUUUAUCAUCUCCUAUGGAUACUGUUACUGAAGAAAAUAUGGCUAUUCAUAUGGCUUUAUUAGGAGGUAUCGGUAUUAUUCAUCAUAAUUGUACUGCUGAAGAACAAGCUGAAAUGGUUAAAAAAGUUAAGAAAUACGAAAAUGGUUUCAUUAAUGAUCCUGUCGUUGUUGGUCCUGAUUACACUGUUGGGGAAGUUAAAAAAAUGAAAUCUGUUUUAGGUUUCACUUCAUUCCCUGUUACUGAAAAUGGUAAAGUUGGAGGUAAAUUAUUAGGUAUGAUUACUGCUAGAGAUGUUCAAUUCCAUGAAGAUGAUUCUAGUAAAGUUGAAGAAAUCAUGACUAAAGAUUUAAUUACUGGUAAAGUUGGUAUUGAUUUAACUGAAGGUAACUUAUUAUUAAGAAAAUCAAAGAAAGGUAAAUUACCAAUUAUUGAUAAUGAAGGUAACUUAGUUUCAUUAAUUUCAUUAACUGAUUUACAAAAAAAUUUAAGUUAUCCAUUAGCUUCUAAAUCUUUUGAUUCUAAACAAUUAUUAUGUGGUGCUGCUAUUGGUACUAUGGAAGCUGAUAAAGAAAGAUUAAGUAAAUUAGUUGAAGCUGGUUUAGAUGUUGUUGUUAUUGAUUCAUCAAACGGUUCAUCAACUUUCCAAAUUAAUAUGUUAAAAUGGAUUAAAUCAACUUAUCCAGAUUUACAAGUUAUUGCUGGUAAUGUUGUUACUAGAGAACAAGCUGCUUUAUUAAUUGAAAGUGGUGCUGAUGCUUUAAGAAUUGGUAUGGGUUCAGGAUCUAUCUGUAUUACUCAAGAAGUUAUGGCUUGUGGUAGACCUCAAGGUACUGCUGUUUAUGCUGUCACUGAAUUUGCUAAUAAAUUUGGUGUUCCAUGUAUCGCUGAUGGUGGUAUUGGUAAUAUUGGUCAUAUCUCAAAAGCUUUAGCUUUAGGAGCUUCUUGUGUUAUGAUGGGUGGUUUAUUAGCUGGUACUUCCGAAACUCCAGGUGAAUAUUUCUACCGUGAUGGUCAAAGAUUGAAAACUUAUAGAGGUAUGGGUUCAGUUGAUGCUAUGCAACAAACUAAAAGUAAUGCUAAUGCUUCAACUUCAAGAUAUUUCUCUGAAUCUGAUAAAGUUUUCGUUGCUCAAGGUGUUUCUGGUUCAGUCAUGGAUAAAGGUUCAAUUACUAAAUUCAUUCCUUACUUAUACAAUGGUUUACAACAUUCUUUACAAGAUAUUGGUAUUAAAUCAUUAACUGAAUUAAGAACUAAAGUUAACGGUGGUGAUGUUAGAUUUGAAUUUAGAACUGCUUCUGCCCAAUUAGAAGGUGGUGUCCAUGGUUUAUUAUCAUACGAAAAGAAAUUACACAAUUAA
Yamadazyma jaroonii is the source of this 1566-nucleotide messenger RNA. The record is from the annotation of a GenBank genome assembly. NCBI's taxonomy places the organism in Eukaryota, Fungi, Ascomycota, Pichiomycetes, Serinales, Debaryomycetaceae.